Molecule: messenger RNA, 1403 nt
Organism: Exophiala viscosa
Lineage: Eukaryota; Fungi; Ascomycota; Eurotiomycetes; Chaetothyriales; Herpotrichiellaceae
Product: SYF2 splicing factor-domain-containing protein
Exons: 1
Coding region: 99-1124 (341 amino acids)
Cellular component (GO): catalytic step 2 spliceosome; post-mRNA release spliceosomal complex; Prp19 complex
Source: RefSeq, a predicted model, not a curated record
UCGCCAGGAACUUUUUGGCGUCAAUACCAAACACUGACGUCGUAGAUCGGAGGCUGUGCAAAAGGAAGGUGUAGCGAGUCCCGACUUUCUGAUUUUCCAUGCGCACUUCGACGCUACAAUAUCAGGCAACAGAAACACAUAGCACCAUGCCUCCCGCAAAGCGACGCAAACUCAGCCCUGAGGUCGAGGAGACUCCAGCUACGAACGGGGGAGCGGAAGAAAAUAGCCGGAUCUCAGAACAUGAAGAGGAGAGCCAGGAAGCGGAGCUUGCAUCAGGAAAUGACAAUCUCGCACCGGUAGACUUGCAGGACGAAAGCUCAGAGUCGAAGAAUUCAUCUACCACAUCCGCUCCAUCAAGCGCAGCCGACGACAGACUGGCCCGGUUCGCCGCUCUAAAAUCUCGAGCAUCCGCUUCCGCAAAAUCGAAUCUUGCCGAAGCGAAAGCAGAAGCCACCCGCGCCGCGAUCGACCCCAGUGUCCUCGCGAGUCUCAGCAGGAAAUCGGCCAUCGCAUCUCAUAACCUACUGAAAGCGGACACCGAAGAAGAGGGAGGCACAGGCGCAUUUGAGCGCAAACGCGCGUGGGACUACACGAUCGAGGAGAGCGAGAAGUGGGAUGAACGAGUCGCGCGGAAAAAGGCAGCCCGUAACAACAAUGCUUUCCAGGACUACAGCGCAGAAGCCGCCAAAAUGUAUGAUCGUCAGAUGCGAGACCUGGAGAAGAGUGCUCUGAAAGACGGAGGGAGGAAUCGAAAAGAGUACGAACGACAGAAAGCAGAGAUUUUGGAGAAUGCCGCUCGCACUGGCGGGCUUGAGAUAGUCGAGAUGGAAAAUGGCGAACUCGUUGCGAUCGACAAGGAUGGACGAUUCUACGCGGAUCAGGACAGUGCGGGUUUCGUCGAACAGAAACCCAAGCGGGAGAAUGUGGAUCGGUUAGUCGAUGACUUGAAGAAGGCGGAGGAAGCGAGAAUGAAGAAGCGGCGUGAUAGGGGUCGCGACGAGGAUGGAGGAGAUGUCACCUACAUCAACGAGAAGAACAAGCAGUUUAACAACAAGCUGGCGAGGUUCUAUGAUCGGUAUACCACGGAUAUACGCGAAAGUUUUGAGAGAGGAACAGCGAUUUGAGGAUGAAGCAGUCAUGGUCCGACUUAAUGCCACUUUCAUAGACACCGGAUCGGAAACAUCUUCUGGAAGUGCCUGAAUGCAUGCGGGAUAUGACCAAGUCGCUGAUGAGCAUCCUCGUAGCCACUGUGAUCACGGGUGUGGUUUUGGCACACUAUCACUCCACAAAAACAGGCUUUCCUCGCCGUUCCAUAUACCAUGAAACAUUACACUCUGCAUAGUCUUGAGUGACGUGUAAUUUGCGAGUAGUAGCGAACAAAAAAGAUGCAAUCGAUGUUGAAA